Molecule: messenger RNA, 3915 nt
Organism: Ictalurus furcatus (blue catfish)
Lineage: Eukaryota; Metazoa; Chordata; Actinopteri; Siluriformes; Ictaluridae
Gene: mfsd11
Product: major facilitator superfamily domain containing 11
Exons: 14
Coding region: 268-1629 (453 amino acids)
Source: RefSeq, a predicted model, not a curated record
AAAACCACAAGUCAUCAGCUGAUUCCUCACAUGACAGUUUUUUUAAAAUCUGUCUUUUUUUUCCCAGCGUUGAAGCGGCUAUGAUUAGUUAGCAGUGUUAAAACUGUUCGAUAUAUUAAGGUUUGUUGAAGUCUACGCAUAAUCUAACUGUACGUAAAGUGGUUUUACAUGGAAGUCUGUUCGGCAUGGUCCUGACACCCUACAAACUGUGAAAAUAAGGAUAGGAUCUUACUACUGGAUGUUGUUGAGUGAGGACAUCACGCCAAGAUGACACCAGAAAGCAAAUCACUGUUAAACAUCUUUGUAUUGGGUCUUGGUUUUAUGUUUAUGUUCACCGCCUUCCAGACCUGUGGAAACAUUGAACAAACUGUGAUUAAGAGUUUUAAUAGCACAGAAUUCCAUGGAAGUGGGUACACAAGCAUGGCUAUUAUUUAUGGAGUCUUUUCUGCAUCAAACCUAAUUGCUCCUUCAGUGGUAGCGGUCAUUGGACCUCAGUUGUCACUGUUUUUCAGUGGGCUAGUUUACAGUGGAUACAUUGCUAUGUUUAUUCACCCUUUUACUUGGAGUUUCUACACUGCUUCUGUCUUUGUUGGAAUUGCAGCUGCAGUGCUGUGGACAGCUCAGGGGAAUCUUCUUACCAUCAAUUCCAGUGACUCAUCCAUUGGCCGAAACAGUGGGAUAUUCUGGGCUUUGCUGCAGUUUAGCUUGUUCUUCGGCAAUCUUUACAUAUAUGUUGCCUGGCAUGGGAAGGUUCACAUAUCAGAUAAAGACCGUCAGACGGUGUUCAUUUCACUCACCAUCAUCAGUCUGGUUGGAAACUUCCUCUUCUUCCUUAUUCAGCGCACUGAGACUGAGGUUGUGCCUUCUGAGGGGUCUGAAUCACCGUUGCCUGGAGAUACUUGUGAAAGUGAUUCAGUGGUGGCAGCACCCCAGGGUCUAGGUUCUCAGGCGUUGGUGGCAUUCAGGAAAUCCAUUCAGCUGGCCAUGACCAAAGAAAUGCUGCUGCUAAGCAUAUCCAUCGCAUACACAGGACUGGAAUUGACUUUUUACAGUGGUGUUUAUGGGACAUCCAUAGGAGCUAUGACUGUCUUUGGUGAUAAUGCCAAAAGUCUCAUUGGCCUCUCUGGAAUUUUCAUUGGUGUUGGUGAAAUACUUGGUGGGUCUGUGUUUGGAAUGCUGAACCAGUGCAACCAGUAUGGAAGGAACCCUGUGGUGCUUUUGGGAUUGGUCACCCAUUUUUUGGCCUUCUAUCUGAUAUUCCUGAACAUAGCCAGUGAUGCCCCCUUAGCCCCAGAGGAGGGCACACAGUUGCAGGCCUUCAUCCCUCCCAGCACGGAGUUGGCGUUGUUCUGCAGUUUCCUGCUUGGACUGGGUGACAGCUGUUUCAACACACAACUGCUCAGCAUUGUGGGCUUCAUAUUUCGUGAUGACAGUGCCCCAGCAUUUGCUGUUUUUAAGUUUGUACAGUCCAUCGCCGCAGCUCUGGCGUUCUUCUACAGUAAUUAUCUCCAGCUACACUGGCAACUGCUCAUUAUGGUACUGGUGGGCUUUACUGGCACCCUCUCUUUCUUUGUGGCUGAAUGGAUGGUGGUCAGCUGCAGACGAAACUCAGAUUAUGACAGCAUCUAACACCUGGAGUCAGAGAGAAUGUGGCAGCAGAAGACUGUUUUUGUGCCCUCCUUUUUAACAUUUUCCUGCAGGUUGCUGGCUCUUAAGGAUUGGUAUAGAAUUAGUAGUUUUGCAGAAUUUGGUAUUACUCAUUUGUCUUUUUGCUCACUAAGCUCUGUAAGACACAGUUAUUGUAUUGUUUCUUCUUUUUUGCAGCUGCACAUAAAAUAUUUUUUUUUUAAUAUACAAAGCCAUUAAAGUCACUGUUUGCUUUUGUGGUAACCUUUGUGGUAAGGGAGGAGUUGGUUGAGUGCACCACUCAUAAUUGUAAUACUAUAUUUUCAGGCAUAAUUGCAGCCAUAACAGCAGAACAUACAACCAUAUGACAACUGUCUCAAGACAAGCAAAUUGCAGUAUAGCAAUUUCUUAUAUAAAGGGAGAAUAAAAGAGUUUCAAAAGGGUACAUUUUAAUAGUAGAAUCAUUACGGAGAAUCAGUAUAAUCCCAAUGCAAAAUUACAUGGAGAUGUUGCUAAGAAAUUAAGUUUCCUUUAAAGUUUUACUUUAGUUUUAAGUGUGUUUUAAAAGGUUUUUGUAAAAAAAAAAAAUUUCCCUCUAAUAUUUACCAGCCACUGGCCACAGUAUAGUUAUCUAAUGUUAAUGCAAAACAUGUAGUUACAGUGUUAUUAAUAGUCUCAGAUUUUAUUCUUGGAAAUUUAGAACUGUAAUAUUGGAUCUUUCUUUAAACAAUACCUUGCCAAAAUGUUCAAUGCAUUUCCUCAACAUUUAUUUCCUCACUACAACAGAUCAACUGUAAUUGUACAAAACUUCAAUGUCCUAAUGUCUGAAUUAUAUGUGAACUUUCUGUUGAAUCAUGGAACACUUUUGUGAAUUAUCAAAGCAAUACCUUAAUUUGCAGUACAAUUGCACGUAUAGGAGGGAGGUAAAUGUGAACUAAGGACUCUUGCUACAGGACAUCUUUUUUUUAUUGGGAUGCAGUAUGCAUGAGCAAUUCAGCUGUAAUUUAGGGCAAUAGAUGUUAAAUGUGUGUACAUAAAAUGUAGGCUCUAGGUACAAUUUGAUUGUUUUACUUGACUCAUACUCUAGGCCUACUGUAAACCAUUGAUAAAGAAGCCAGGAUUUAAUACAAUUUGAUAAAUGAAUUAUUAAAAAACCACACACAAUACAACCUUUUAGCUGGCAUCAUAGGUGUCAUAGGCACCAUAGUUGAAUCUUGACCUUAUUUAGGGGGCUUCUAUUAUUUUUAGACUCCUGAAAAUUUUCAGUCAACUUUCUCUAACCCAAUUAAAUUACUAUAAUAUUUUAAAUCUUUAUUUCCAAGUGUGAAAACUCACAAAGCAAUGGUACAGCAGUAAUUUGUCCACAAACCAUCCUUACACUCCUCUCUAGUUAUAGUCUAGUCAUAAUUUGGCUAAUCAUAAUACGGUGGGUGAACUUCAUUUUCUCUUCAUUGAACUUCAUUUGAAAAUUCAUUAUACAUCACUUUUAUUCAUACCUUACUGUAUUUUUUUUAAAGGAUUAAAUUUAUUUUAUUUAUUUAUUUAUUUUUUGCCUCCAGUCUACAUGCAGCAACCCAUAAUGAAAGUAAAACCCAUUCCCUUUUUUUCUUUUCUUUUUUUUUCUUUUCGAAAUUAUUGCAAACCUAAUUAAAAGAUGAAAUCUCUCAUUUAGAUAAGUAUUCAGACCUUUCAUUCAGUACUUUGUAGAAUCUUCUAAUCUUCUUAAGUAAGUCUCUACAAGCUUUGCACAUCUGGAUUUAAGCAGUAGUUUCUCGAUUCUUCCUUGUCAGAUCCUCUCAGGCUCUAUCUAUCAGAAUAUGGAAUGCAUCUGUUAACUGCCAUGUUAAGGUCUCUCCACAGAUGUUCUAUGUUGUUGACAUCUGUACUUUGGCUACUCAAGGACAUUCAGAGUCCUGUUCCACUUUGUCUUUGCUGUAUGCUUUGAGUUGUCAUGCUGAAAGGUGAACCUUCCCAGUUUGAGGUCGUUUUCACACUGGAGCAGGUUUUCUUCAAAGAUCUUUCUGCAUUUGGUGGCAUUCAUCCUUCCCUUAAAUGCCACUGGGUUCUUGUACACCUCCCUCAACCAAGGCCUUUCUAACCCGGCUACUGAGUUUGGCCAGACAGCCAGCUCUAUGAUGAGUCCUUGUGGUUCCAAACUUCCAUUUUACAAUAAUGGAGCCUACUGUGCUCCUGGGAACAUUCUAAAUGUUUUCCCUGUUUCAGUACUUUUUUAAGUGUGCCCUUGUCAAAUUGCACUCAUUAUUUCCCCUAGGGGAAAUGACACCAUCA